CCCUAAAGUGGAAAGAGAUGAAGUUCUCAUCUAUAAUAGCUCCUGUAACAUUACCAUGGAAACUGAGGCAGAGAUGGAGUGUGAGGGAGCUAAUCAGCCAAUUACCGCCAAGAUUACUGAGAUAUGGAAAAACUGGGGCCAGAACACUCAGCUUGCCCUCCAGUUUUGUGGCCGGUGGGACGAGGACUCCAGCUGGCCUGCUGGCCACCAGCCACGAGAUGGCGAUAACGUCACGAUAGAAGGCGGCCAGACUCUGCUGCUGGGGAGUGCCACUACCAACCUCAACCUGCUGCAUCUCAAAGGUGGCAAACUCUUAUUCACUGGUCCAGGACCUGUAGAAUUGCAUGCUCACUACAUUCUGAUAUCUGAUGGAGGAGAGCUCCAGGUGGGAUCCCCUGAGGACCCUUUCCGUCACAAAGCACACAUCUAUCUCUAUGGAAGCCUCCAUUCUCCGCCAUUAUUUCCAUAUGGAGUCAAGUUCCUGGCAGUGAGGAAUGGGACCCUUUCCAUUCAUGGCUGGAUGCCCAAAGUAGCUUUCACACACUUGAAAUCAUCAGCUCGUACUAACGAUACACGAUUAGUGCUCCAGGAACCUGUUGACUGGCAACCUGGAGAUGAAAUCAUGGUGGGAAGGACAGGCUUUGAAGAUGCACAGCAGCAGGAAGAAAUGGCUGUUAUUGAGUCUGUGAACAACACAGAGCUGUACAUUAGAUCACCACUCAGGUACUCCCACAGUGUGGGAGAGGGAUGGGCGAACGGUGAAGGUCUGCCCUUGAGUGCCCUGGUGGUGCUGGUUAGCAGAAGGGUUGUUGUUCAAGGAAAUGUCACGAUGGAGAGGAUGUUGCACACCAGACAGUGUGUGACAACCAGUGUUACAAGAGGUCGCUCCAGGUGUCUGUACAAGCGCAGUGAGCAGCAGCUGGGGUCUCGGGACCUGGGGGCCAUCGUGGUUGUGGAGGCCUUCCAGGGAGAGGCGAGUCGGCUCCGGAUGGAGGGGGUCCAGUUCCGCAACAUGGGCCAAGUGUUUCGGCAGCAUCUCAGCGCCCUGACUGUUGCUGGCAGCGCGCGGAUGGCAGGAGAAGGACUGGAAGAGGGAAACAAAGUCAGUAACAACAUAGUGAUUGGCCUUUCUGGAACAGAUGGUUUAUCCAACAUUGAGACACUGUCACCAGCAGGGAUCUAUGUCAGGGCUCCUGCCAACCACAUCGAGGGUAACACAGUGUGUGCUGCUGGCUAUGGCUACUUCUUUCAUCUCUCUCCUGGUGGACCAUCCAAAAUACCUCUACUGUCCUUCAGUGAGAACGUAGCUCAUUCCUGUACAAGAUAUGGCUUGCUGGUGUACCCAGAAUAUUUACCAGACAGCCCAAACAGACUUGUUCAGUUCAACAACUUCACAGCUUGGAGCAGCCAAGGUGGAGCACAGAUUUUUAGAAGCCGCAACAUUGAACUCCAACAUUUCUGGAUUUAUGCUUGCAAAGACUUUGGCGUUGACAUUAUAGAAAGCCUGGGAAACACUUCUGUAGCUAACAACUUUUUUACUGGACACGUUAGGCAAAAGGAUCGGACCUGUAUGUCAGCAGGACUAAAAACUCCCAAAAGAUACCAGCUAUUCAUCUCCAACACAACUUUCAGGAACUUUGAUGCGAACACAUGCACUGCAAUCAGGACUUGUUCUGGCUGUUACCAAGGGCAGGGUGGGUUUACAGUGAGAGUUGAACGUCUGACCUUCAUCAAUUCACCUUUCCAAGUGUCCUUCCCCUUUCCUCACUCUGCCAUCCUUGAGGAUGUCGAUGGCUCUGUCACAGGGCAGAAAGGAAGUCAUCUCCUCCCUUCCACAGAUAUCCUUGUGAUGUCUUGCACAGCCUGUGCCAACUUCAGUCAAGCUUCUGGUGGCAGUGUUUGUGGCAAGGACCUCGUGUUCCACCGUAUGUCUCUUCAUUUAAAAGAGGCUCCAGACAUUCCCUAUAAUUUAACUGUGACUGACAGUAGGAAUAAGACAACCACAGUCAAUUAUGUCCCUGAUACUUUGUCAAACCUCUACGGCUGGAUGGUUCUCCUCUUGGAUAAAGAGACUUAUGCAUUGACAUUUGACAACCCUUUGGUCAGCAAACAGCUCCAGUAUUCAGUGACGUUUAGCAACUUCAUGACUGGGAGUUACUUGCUGCUGGAACACAAGGAUCUUCCUGCCGAUCCUGAGAUUGUGGUGUCCUGUGGGACAAAGAUUGGACAGCCGCUGAAAUCGCUGCCUUCAUACAGACAUCAUAGGAGCUGUGACUGGUAUCUUGACAGCAGACUGAGGAAGCUAACCUAUUUGGUUACAGGAGCUGACUUAAUUCAGGUCACACUGAAAGAGAAGGAAAGAGAAAAAACCUACUCCAGGUUUCCUUCUGACUCUGUCUUGAAAUGGUCACACCCAGAGACAUGGAAUGAUGUGGAAAAAGGCUGGGGUGGAUCCAACUGCAGCAUCCCAGGCCCUGGGGAAGACGUAAUCAUCUUACCUAACCGGACCGUCCUGGUGGAUAUGGCUCUUCCCCCUCUGAGAGGUCUCUACAUCCUGGGAACCCUCGAGUUCCCCAGCAACUCCAGCAAUGUCCUGAGUGCAGCCUGUAUCGUGGUGGUGGGGGGUACGCUGAAAGUGGGUUCUUUUCACCAUCCCCUAGAAAGGGAUUUAAAGCUGCUGGUCCUUCUUCGGGCAUCUGAAGGGAUUUACUGUGAUCGUCUGGAGGAAAUAAAUGUCCACCCAGGGAGUAUUGGGGUUUAUGGAAAGGUGCAAAUUUAUAGCUCUUAUCCUAAGACAUCUUGGACACAUCUGGGAACUAAUGUUGCUCCUGGCAAUGAAAGAAUUUUUGUGGAGGACAAAGUGGAUUGGGAUCAUGGUGGAGUUAUUGUGCUCAGCUCUUCCUCCUAUGAAGCCCACCAAGCUGAAGUAGUUACACUUAAAGAAGUCAAUGGUCAUAGCAUAAGAAUUAAUGAACGCCUUCUGCACAGGCAUAUUGGGCAUUCCCAUGACACAGAAGAUGGUAGACGCAUCCCUUUGGCUGCGGAGGUCGGACUCCUAACACGGAACAUACAGAUCAAGUCUGAUAUGGCUUGCACUGGGAGAAUGCUGGUGGGACAUUUUACAGACUCCAGUGGGACGGAGUUUGAAGGUGUCCUUCAACUCUCAAAUAUUGAAUUUUUGAACUUUGGGCCUCCUCAGCUUUCUGCCAUUGAAUUCAGGAAUGUAUCCCAGGGGUCCUCGGUGGUGUCAUCCAGCAUUAAUGGUAGCUGCGGAGUUGGCAUUAAAGCAGUCAUGAGCAACUGGAUCUUAUUGCGUGAUAACUUGGUGUUCAACACGGUGGGACAUGGCAUUGAUCUGGAAGGGCAAAAUCAUUCUCUCAUCAGGAACCUUGUUACUCUGAGCAGGCAGCCAGAAGGCUUAUUAACCUGGGUUGCUGGAAUCAAGGUGAACCUUGUCAUGGGUGUCUCCCUCUGUGGCAAUGCUGUGGCAGGAUCUGAGCGAAUUGGCUUCCAUAUCAGAGGCCAAGAGUGUUUGCUAGAUGGAGACUAUUGCAGUGAAAAUGUGGCCCAUUCAAGUCUGCAUGGUAUUCAUCUGUACUGGGGAGAUGGAUUUCAGACCUGCACUAGGAUCACAGGUUUUCUAUCCUAUAAGAAUUACGACUAUGGUGUCAUGUUCCACCUUGGAAGCAGUGUCAUCGUGGACAAUGUGGUGCUGGUGGACAACACUGUGGGACUCAUGCCAGUAGUCUACUGUCUCUAUGCCAUGCAGUGCCACACGGGGAAAAGAUUCAUAGAGCUGAGAAACUCCACCAUUGUCGCAACAAGCUCAACUUUUGACUGCAUCAGAGACAGGAUCAAGCCUCACUCAGCUGAUCUAACAGCCAAGGAUCGACCACCAUACUACCCUCUACGAGGCCGUGUUGGGAUUUUAUGGCCUACAUUUACCACUGUUCCCAGCCAAAGGCCAGAUAACCCAUGGCACAAAACUGGACAUUGUCCAAAAGUCCUGGGACUCAUGAAGCUGAAAGAAGUCACCUUUACUGGUUUUACAAAGAGCUGCUACAGUGAAGACAGGGAUGUCUGCAUCAUGUCAAAUGCUGACCAUUUAGGCAUCAUGCCUCUAAUCACAGCAGAGACAUCAAGGAUGUUACACGUCAAUGAGAAGGACAAGUUUUACUUUCAUCCAACAAGUGUACAGACCUCCGAAGACACCAUGUUCCCUGAAAAAACAUGCAAAGGCUCAAGAAAGGCCCUUUUCAAGGAUUUAGAUGGAGGUGUCCUCGACCUAGAACCACCUGUUUCUGUUUUCCCGAAGUCAGAAUUUGAAUGGACACAGUUCUAUUUGCAAACUG
Molecule: messenger RNA, 4352 nt
Organism: Tauraco erythrolophus (red-crested turaco)
Lineage: Eukaryota; Metazoa; Chordata; Aves; Musophagiformes; Musophagidae
Source: RefSeq, a predicted model, not a curated record